UUCACAACAUCUCUUGUGCAUGCCGUUUUCAUCUGUCGGGUUUGCAGUCAUUGCAUUUUGUGUAAUGGAGCAAGUUUUUGGCAUUCUCAAGACUAUCUGCAUGGUCUUCAAAAUAAGUGAUUAUACUUACUACACAAUGGCUCUUUGGGCUCCCCCGAUCUCAAUUGGUUGUUCGGCAAUCGGUGACAUUCUCAUCGCUGGUACUUUGGUCUAUAUUCUUCACCGUAAUAGAACUGAAUCACCAAGAACCAACCGAAUGAUCACGAAAAUCAUAAUAUUUUGCUCACAGACGGGCUUGGUAACAAGCGUGGCGGCAUUCAGUGCUCUUGGAAUUUGGGCAGUCUUCAGUUUCGUUAUCAAACAUCUGUAUAUGUGUUUUCCUAUGGGAUGCUUAUAUGCUACAUGUCUUCUCGCUAACUUCAUUGCCCGGGAGUCCUACCUGCAGCCACAGACAGUCCACGAACUCGAGAUCUCCAAAAUCAGUUGGGCACAUUUCACAAAGGACUUGAGUUCAAAUUCGUCUUCAGACACAAAAUCGGGGCAGCAGGAGACAUUGACAAUGGAAGAAGGCAGAAGUUCCGACUCCUGCAUACCGAAAGCGUUUUUAAAAUAAAUUAGGUUUUGGUUAGUGUUCCUUACAUCUAUACACAAUACACGAGAGUAUCACGUCAAACCAUUUGUAGCCUUGAAUACUUCAUUGUUGAAAUAAAAGGGCCUUUCCAUCGAA
Molecule: messenger RNA, 727 nt
Organism: Suillus subalutaceus
Lineage: Eukaryota; Fungi; Basidiomycota; Agaricomycetes; Boletales; Suillaceae
Exons: 10
Coding region: 20-613 (197 amino acids)
Source: RefSeq, a predicted model, not a curated record